This is a messenger RNA of Oncorhynchus gorbuscha (pink salmon), 4804 nucleotides long. Its product is annotated as serine/threonine-protein kinase D2-like. Bases 653 to 3544 code for a protein of 963 amino acids. Gene Ontology annotation, biological process: protein phosphorylation. Gene Ontology annotation, molecular function: ATP binding; protein serine/threonine kinase activity. The record is from RefSeq and is a predicted model, not a curated record. NCBI's taxonomy places the organism in Eukaryota, Metazoa, Chordata, Actinopteri, Salmoniformes, Salmonidae. The transcript has 18 exons.
GGUUGUGGCAAGUUCAGAAAGGACAGGGGAGGGGGAGAGGGAGGUAUCCUCACGUAGUUGUCUCGGUCUUGCUUUUCUACAGAAAAUAGUUAACUCGGCUGAAACUGAAACAGCGCAAAAGAAAAGCCCCACCAGGCUGUCUUUCUCCUUCGUUCUCUCAGUUUCCUGCUCAAGGAAGCUAUUUUUGUACAGGUUGGCGUGUAGGACAACAAACUUUUGGUUGUUGUUUUUUCUCCUUCCUCAGUGUUUCCAUUGAAAAAUUUGGACUUUCUCAUCUGCAGAGCAACUUCUUCACCGGAGGAGGGGUGGAGGAGAGGUAGGAGGGGAGAAGUUUUUCUAAGUCUGUCGCUCACUCUUGCCUUGCCGGGACAAUGAAAGAACAAGUGUGAGUGCAGGUCACAAAAAUCAAGAGGGAGAGAAAAAGGAAGGAGCAGUGCUUCCUGUAUAGGGAUCUCCUCUUGACUCCUCUAGGAGAAGGGGUGGACACAGGACAGAGACUCUGUAGCAGUGUGUUUGUGUGUGGAUCAGCGUGUCCACAUCCUCACGGUCCUGCUCUCUGAGGGAGGGUGUGUGUGUGUGUGUGUGUGUGUGUGUGUGUGUGUGUGUGUGUGUGUGUGUGUGUGUGUGUGUGUGUGUGUGUGUGUGGUGAGGGAUGGCCAAUGCCAGCCCCUGCAUGUCGUCGGGACCCCUGUCCCAGGUCUUCUUCCACUCAGGGGGCCCCUCACCCCCAGGCUCUGUGGUGAUGCAGCAGGGGACCCCCAUGGCUGUGCCUCCCACCUCUACUCAGGGUGGCUUCCCCCCUGUGGACCUGGGGGCCGGGCAGGGCCCUGGGGGGGUUGCCAUGUCCCACGUGCCCCCCAUCCCGGCAGGGGUCUCCUUCAUCCUCCAGAUCGGGCUGACCAGAGAGUCAGUGCUGCUGCCACAGACCGCUGACCUAGCCUACGUCAAACAGAUCGCCUGCUCCAUCGUAGACAUCAAGUUCCCAGAGUGUGGCUUCUAUGGCAUCUAUGACAAGAUCCUGCUAUUUAAGCAUGACACAGGCACCAACAACAUCCUGCAGCUGGUCAAGUCUCCCCAGGACAUCCAGGAGGGAGACCUGGUGGAGGUGGUGCUCUCUGCUGCGGCCACCUUCGAGGACUUCCAGAUUCGGCCUCAUGCCCUGAACGUCCACUCGUACCGUGCCCCGGCCUUCUGCGACCACUGUGGAGAGAUGCUGUUUGGACUGGUCAGGCAGGGCCUCAAAUGUGAUGGCUGCGGAUUGAACUACCACAAGCGCUGUGCCUUCAGCAUCCCCAACAACUGCAGCGGCGCUCGCAAGCGGCGCCUGUCCACCACGUCUCUGAACAGUAGCCAGUCGCUGCGUCUGUCCACCAGCGAGUCUCUGAGCAGCGUGGGCUCCAGCUCAGUCAGCUCCUGCAUGGAGGAUGCCAGCCUGAUCCGCUCUCACACCACCCAGACGCUCCCGAACUCCACCUGUACCGCGUCAGCAUCCCUGGGCCUGUCCACCAGCCCCUCCAUCACUAGACCCAUGGCCCGCGCCAACACUCCGAUGCCGCGGACCCCCAGCGAGGCGCGGCGGUUCUACACGGGCCGGCCGGUGCACCUGGACAAGAUCCUGAUGAGCAAAGUGAAGGUGCCGCACACGUUCGCCGUGCACUCCUACACACGCCCCACCGUGUGCCAGUACUGCAAGAGGCUGCUCCGGGGCCUCUUCCGACAAGGGCUGCAAUGCAAAGACUGCAAGUUCAACUGCCACAAGCGCUGUGCGUACAAGGUUCCCAACGACUGUCUGGGGGAGACCAUAGGAGACAUGUUGAGUCCCAGUGUGGACCACGAGGUGCCUAUGGACUACAGCAGUGAGUAUGCCGACUCAGACAAGUCUUCUCUGACGGACGAUUCAGACGAGGCCUGCAGCAUCCCUGGCUCUUUCUCCCCCGAGAGUAACCAGGAUGGGGUCGGCGGGGACCAGAGCGCUAACAUCCCAUUGAUGAGGGUGGUUCAGUCCAUGAGGCAGACCACCCGUCGCUCCAGCACAUCCAUCAAAGAGGGCUGGAUGGUGCACUACAGCAACAAGGACACACUGAGAAAGCGGCACUACUGGCGUCUGGACUGCAAGUGCAUCAUCUUGUUCCAGAACAACACCACCAACAAGUACUAUAAGGAGAUCCCUCUGUCUGAGAUUCUGGAGGUGCGCCCCUCAGGGGACUUCACCCUGGUUCCUCCGGGCACCAGCCCCCACUGCUUCGAGCUCGUCAUGGGAGCCAUGCGCUACUUUGUAGGGGAGGACCCCAACGUCCACGUCCCCGCCCUGCCCCCCACCGCCGCCCAGGCCUUCCCCCCCACGCCCCCCUCCCCCAGCAACGUGGCUCCCAAUAGCGGCGUGGGGCGGGAGGUGGCCAAGGCGUGGGAGGGCGCCAUUCGCCAGGCCCUCAUGCCAGUCAUCUUCCAGGAUGCACCACCGAUCGAGGGACACACUCCUCACAGACAGGCUUCAGUCAGCAUCUCAGUGUCCAACAGUGUGAUCCAGGAGAACGUGGACAUUGGCAUGGUGUACCAGAUAUUUGCAGAUGAAAUCCUUGGUUCUGGCCAGUUUGGAGUGGUGUAUGGGGGGAAACACAGGAAGUCGGGGCGUGAUGUGGCGGUGAAGGUGAUUGACAAACUGCGCUUCCCCACCAAGCAGGAGAGCCAGCUGAGGAACGAGGUGGCCAUACUGCAGAGUCUACGUCACCUGGGCAUAGUGAACCUGGAGUGUAUGUUUGAGACUCCAGAGAAGGUGUUUGUGGUGAUGGAGAAGCUUCAUGGAGACAUGUUGGAGAUGAUCCUGUCCAGUGAGAAAGGACGGCUCCCAGAGAGGCUCACCAAGUUCCUCAUCACACAGAUUCUGGCAGCCCUGAGGCACCUGCACUUUAAGAACAUCGUCCACUGUGAUCUGAAACCUGAGAAUGUUCUGCUGGCCUCUGCCGAGCCCUUCCCCCAGGUGAAGCUGUGUGACUUUGGCUUUGCCCGUAUCAUUGGUGAGAAGUCGUUCAGGCGUUCGGUGGUGGGCACCCCAGCCUACUUGGCCCCAGAGGUGCUCCUCAACCAGGGCUACAACCGCUCCCUGGACAUGUGGUCUGUAGGAGUCAUCAUGUACGUCAGCCUCAGUGGCACCUUCCCCUUCAACGAGGACGAGGACAUCAACGACCAGAUCCACAACGCUGCCUUCAUGUACCCACCCAACCCCUGGAAACAGAUCUCACCUGAUGCCACUGACCUGAUCAACAACCUGCUCCAGGUGAAGAUGAGGAAACGCUACAGCGUGGACAAGUCUCUCAGUCACUCCUAUCUACAGGACUACCAGACGUGGUUGGAUCUGAGGGAGCUGGAGACCAAGCUGGGCGAGCGCUACAUCACCCACGAGAGCGACGACUGUCGCUGGCAGAUGUUUGCCCGCGAACACACGCUCCCCUACCCGGCCCACCUGGUGCCCCCUCUGCCUGCGCUCGGCUCCGACGAUGAGGACGCAGACAUGCAAGGGCUCACCGAGAGGGUCAGCAUACUCUGAGAACCUGGAGAGCCAGGACCCACGCGGACCCAAGGGACUCGGACUGACCCAGGGAAGCGAGUAGAGAGAGAGAGAGAGAGAGAGAGGGGCUGGCUGGAUGGAGGUCUGGAGAGUGGGGAGGGGAGGCUGGGAGGUUUAGCUGUAAGAAAAGCGCCUUCUAUUGAGAUAAUGCCGCUCCUAACCGUCUACUAAUGGUCUCCCACUCCGGCCCUAGCCUGUCCAGUCUCCAGACCCCAUCCUUGACCCCUCUCUCAUCGGUCUAGCUUAGCUCUUCCACCCUUGAACUCUUUGAGUGUAAGAUAUUUGCUCUUCUGUAUCCCACAAGGCCAUGCUGUACUGUACCCAGUGGUCAGGGGAUGUGUAGAAUAUUGUUGCUUGCAGUGUGCUCAUUCAGUCUAAGCUGCAGUAAGGCAGAGGUCAGUUUGGGUGAAACACUCAAAAUGCAAUCUAAGCUCCUGGCAGAGGCACAACUUGCAUCUUUCUAUCUCCGAAGUCUGGGGAAGCACAGGGAUCCCCUGCGUAUUGAGACGGGGAUAGAGACAGACAAAAAAACUUGAAGGACUCGGAUCAAUCCACUUACGUGGGACUUACAUCCAUCCAUAAACAAAUCCUUAUGAACUGUUUUAUUGUCAUUGAACGUGAUGACUGGAAGCGCCCUGCCUGUACUGUCAGAACGGUUUGCUGCAGACCUCGAAGAGUUUAAUGGGGACAAAGGAGUCAUUUAGUGCCUGUAAGUGGUAGAUAAAGGGCUUCUAACAGUAGGCAGCAGACCAGCGCUCGUGGGCUGUCAUGGUCUCCGAGGAAAUCUGCCGUUUCAAACGACGACAGAAGAAAACAAAGCCGGAAGUGGAUGUAGCAAACUGUCCACUGAUACUUUCCUAGUUGGCGACUUUAUUAGUGAAGACUCGCUUAUCAUCGGAAGUGCAAAUUCACGAGUCCUGGUGAUUCGAGGGUGUCCUAGACCCGUAGACAUGCACGGUUACAAUGAAUGGGAGGGGGGUGCUAUUGCUCUUCUAGUUACUGUAGAAAGACGACCGACUGCCCAUCUCUGGCGUCAACGUUAAAGUGUGGGAGGAGGGCUCCGAUAUCGAUGGCUGACUAUGAACCUAGCAUGUCAACUCGUUGGAUGUCCACGUGAGGUCGAUUUUUGUCUAGAGGAAAAGCAUAUUGGAAGGAAUAUUGUGUACAUGUGUAACCAUAUCUUUAUGUAGUGUAGUCAACGUAUGCCCGGUGGAGAAUGUAAACCCAUGGAAGGUCCCA